This is a messenger RNA of Klebsormidium nitens, 12225 nucleotides long. NCBI's taxonomy places the organism in Eukaryota, Viridiplantae, Streptophyta, Klebsormidiophyceae, Klebsormidiales, Klebsormidiaceae. The record is from the annotation of a GenBank genome assembly.
GGAAAGCAAGAACUUGAACUCGUUCAGAACUGAGGCGGCUGCUUGCGCAACCAUUUUGACAGAAGCCGCAACACCAGAAGCCGCAUAGGUUCCUCCGGCUGAAGGAGGACAGGAUAUCACACCGCAUUCUGAGAACGAAGCAAUCAUGAAGACGAAGAAGAGAAAGGCAGCUGAAGUGCCUCAUGCAGUUAAAGCAUGUACGAAUGAAGUAACAUCAGCUCCCCCGGAGAGCUUGACUGAUGUGCUCCGCAACUUCAAGUGGGACUAUGACAAGGGUGAUCUCAACCACUGGGUUGACCUGCUCAACUUCUUUGACGCAUACUUUGAGAAGCACCUGCCUGAGUCUGUGAAGCUUCAGCUAGAUGGGACCCUGAAGCAGGAGCAGCAUCCGGUGUCCAAGGAUACCCUCCUACAAAUCCUGCGGGUCACCGCUGUCAUCCUGGAGAACAGCUACAACAAGCAGCUGUAUGGGUCUGUUGAGCACCUCACGCUGCUGCUUGGUCACGAGGACACGGAUGUCGUCAUCGCCACUCUCAAGGCGCUUCUUGCGCUCGUGCGCAAGCCAAUGACCUCCGGACGGAGCUCACGGUCCUACAGCAACCCCGCGCUGAACGUGCGGCUCCUCUCGCUGUGCCAAGGCUGGGGUGGCAAGGAAGAGGGGCUGGGGCUCCUGGCGUCCAUCACAGAGGAGGUCCAGGACCAGAAGGCGCUUCAGCUUGGCAGCACGCUCUUCUUCGAUUUCUACGCGGAGGCCAAGGAUGAGAUUGCGAGCGCAACCGGUCAGAAAAGCAUCCGGCUGCCGGAGGUGCACACGCGGCCCGAGAGCGACUCCCUGCUUCUAAAGGAUCUGGCGGACCACUACAAAGUCCCGCCCGAGCUGCGCUUCUCCCUCCUGUCCCGGAUCAGAGCGGCUCGCUCCUUUGCCAGCCUGGAGGGACGGAGGACCUACAUGGCGAUCCGCCUGUUGGCCUUCACCAUCCUGGUCCAGUCGAGCCCGGACUACGAGGAGCUGAGCACGUUUUUUGCGAACGAGCCGGAGUUUGCGACGGAUCUCGUGGCGCUGGUCAAGGCCGAGGGCCGUGUGCCGGACGAGAUCCGAACCCUAGCGGUGCAGGCACUGACGGCGCAGGCGCAGGACCGGCCGCGCCAGUCCAACAUCCUGGCAAUCAUUACGGCGGGGGGCCACCAAGGAGUGCUCCCGACAGUCAUGCAGCGUUCGGUCGGCCUGCUGUCGAAGGGCGACUCAAGAGCCAACGCAGCGUUCGUGGAGGCCCUGUUGACACUGUUGACGAACCUGGCGACAUCGACAUCGGGCUGCACGGCACUGCGGGAGGCGGGCCUGGUCUCGACGCUGCUCCCGCUAAUCAAGGAUGUGGACCCCGAGCACAUUGUGAUUGUCAGCCUCGCGACGCGAGUGCUGGACGCAUACAUGGAUUACAGCAACAGCGCGUCGGCCAUGUUUCGGGAGCUGCAUGGCGUAGAGGACGCGGCAGAGAGGUUGACUCGGGAGAUUGACCUGCAUGUGCAGAAAGCGGAGGGUGCUCCGCAGGACCCUGUCGUGCCCCGCUACCCCCUGCGCCAGCUCAUCAAGUCGCUCAUGCGCAUGGUCGCCCUCGCCAACUACUCCAACCAGCAGGGCACCGCGCGUGUGCAGAACCUCGAGGAGAGCCGCCUGCCGUACGUCCUCCAGACGGUCUACGACAAGGCCGCGCUCUUCGGGCCCGAGAUCUUCGCCCUCGGCUCGACCAUCCUCGCGGAGCUCAUCAACCACGACCCGAUGUGCUACCCGGCCCUCCACGCUGCCCGCGUGCCGCACGCCUUCCUGGACGUGCUUGAGAAGGGGAUCCUCCCCACGGCGGAUUGCCUGAUGACCGUCCCAAGCGCGCUCGUCGCGAUCUGCCUCAACGCCGCGGGGCUGGAGCUGGUCAAGCAGCGCAAGGUGCUCAACUGCCUAGUCCCAAUCAUGACGUCCCCGCAGUACACCCGGGCGAUGCAGGGGGAGACGCCGACGGUUCUCGGGGCGGGGCUCGACGAGCUGAUGCGCCACGUGCCUACCCUGCGGCAGGACGGCGUGGCCGUGGUGCUCAAACUGCUCAGGAAGGUCGGCGCGAUGGGGGGCUCCAAAACCGCCCUGGAGCAGCUGAGGGGCACGGUGAAGGCGGAGAGAGCGGCGGCAGCUUUGCUGGCCAGGACAACUGCGGAGCCGGCGCCUGAAGCAACCCGGGGGCAGGAGAGCGUGGAGCCCGCGGUCGCUGAGAUGACGGAGAGUGGGGACGGGCCUGAGCCGAUGGAUACGGGCGACAGCGAGGCGCCUCCCCCGGUGCCGGAGGCGCCACCUGCGGUGGUUGGGGAGAUUUUGGUGGAGGAUAAGGAGCUGAUUGGGGAGCUGUCGGAUGCCGAACUGGAGAAGUUUCUGCCGGACUGCAUCACGAACGUGAUGCGCAUGCUGGAGACGGUCCUGUCGAACCAGGAGACAUGCCGCGCGUUCAUCGAGAAGAGGGGCGUCGAGGCACUGCUGGAGCUGUACACACUCCCGCAGAUGCCGGUCACGUUUGGCGCGCAGUCGGGCGCCGCGCACAGCAUGACGGUCGCCUUCCGCGCGUUCGCGCCGCAGCAGUCGCACUCGCUUGUGCGCGCGGUCGUCUCGGUGCUCCGCGAGCAGCUCAAGCGCGGCGCGGCGGCCACCCAGAAGCAGCUCGCGGGGAAGAAGCUGUCCGACCUGGACAAGGACGUCCGCGCGGAGGUCGUCCGGCACUGGGCAAGCGCCGAGUGCCUGCUCUCGCUCGCGAGCAGCAUGGUGCGCAGCUUCCCGGGCGUGAUGGGGGAGAUGUGCGGCGGCGCCGCGGACGUGCUCAAAGACCUGGACGUGCUGUACAAGGAGGCGGUCUGGCAGGGGGCGUUCCUGCUCGACGAGUCCCGCCGGGCGGGGCAGAACGCCAAGGAGGUCACGCCCCCGGCCCAGGAGGACUCGAGCAUGGUCCAGGAGUACGUGGACCAGUACGGGAACCGGUUGGGGAUCACGGACGUGAGGUGGAUCCCGGGCCGGAGUGCCAGGGCUCGGUUGAUCCGGGGGAGGGCCCGUGCGGCUGCAGAGAACGGGGCGAUGGAGGCGGUGGACCAUGCGGUGGACGACCCGGAGCAGGCGCUGGCGGACUUGGACGACGCACUUGCGGCGCAGGACGAUCCGGAGACACCCAUGGCGAGCGACACAGGCGACAACUCCGCCACGCCCAACGCUGCCCAAGCCGCCAAGGCCGCUGAGAAGGCAGAGAAGGCAAUGUACGAAGUCGUGGGCCGUCUUGCUACCGCUGGGCGUGGUAUGUACGUCGCUCUCGGCAAGUCGAUCGUGCAGUCUUCGCGCCGCGGCCAGGACGUGACGACACUCAACUCGCAGGCCAAGAAGUACAUUGCCUGGCUGGCUGAGUCUGCCAAGAGCGCCUUCAGCCUGUCAGCCCAGGCGAAAGACGCCCCCCUGGCGGUGAAGUGCGCGUUCGUGAGCCGGAUCGCGGACGAUCUGCUGGCGACCGUUGUGGACGUCCGGCGGAGGACGUGCAACACGGCGAUUCUGGGCGGGCUGGACGCACUUGGUGCGAUCCAGGAGGUGCUGCUGACAUUUGAGGCGAGCGCGCAGCUGCUGUGGGCGCAGCUCGCGAAAGCGGGCGAGCAGGGGGACAAGGGCGCGGCGGCGGGGGAACUCUCGCACGGGCUGUUUGACUUGCUGCUGAGCCUGACCCGGUUCGUGGAGCAGAUAGUAAAUGCGCAGCUGCUGCUAGCUCCGACCUCCAGCUUGCAGCUCAUGGUCCAGCCAGUCCAGGGGGCCGUGAAACCGGCCGCGAAAGAUGCAGAGAGCUUCGUGCUGGGGCUGCAGCAAGACGUGUUAGACGUGGUGCUCCCGAUCUGGGGCCAUCCGUUGUUUGCCAAGAGCCCCGCCCCCUUCAUUGAGAGCAUCUUCACGAUUAUGACCCAGAUAUAUAGCGGGGUCGGCGACAAGAAGGGGCAGAAGAUCAGCGCAGGGGGCGUGCCUGCGAUCCCUGCGCCGCGGCCGGCGGCGUUGCCACUCGACGAAGACGCGAUCAACAUGAUCGUCGAGAUGGGCUUCUCGCGCCAGCGCGCGGAGGACGCACUACGGCAUGUGCGGACGAACGACGUGGAGGUCGCCUUGGAGUGGCUCUUCAGCCACCCGGAAGAACCCCCUGCGGCGUCGACGGCGACAGCGGCGGGAGGCAGCGACGAAGACGAGCUGGCUCGCGCGCUGGCGCUGUCGAUGGGGGGGAUCGAUACGGACGUCACGGACGCGGGGGUGCCGGAGAAGCCGGAAGAAGAGCCCCCAUUGGAGGUGCCCGCGGUCAAGGAUACGCUGUCAAUGGCUGUGCACUUGUUGGUGCAAGCGGGGGAAGUCGCGUUCUCGAUGACUGACCUGUUGGUCUGCCUGUGCAACCGGAAGGAGGGCCAAGACCGGAAGGAGGUUGUUGCGUACUUGGUGGAGCAACUGAAGGUGGCGAAGGAGAGCGGGGACGAGGGGAGCCUGUCGACGGUCGCCCACGUGUUGGCCCUCGUGAUGCACGAGGAGAGCAACACGCGCGUGCACGCGGCGCAGGCGGGGCUGGUCGACAUCGUGCUGGAGCUUCUGGCCGGGUUUGUGGAGCGGGUUAAGGACGCGGAUGUAUUCACCACGGCGGCGGCAGGGGAGGCGCCCAAGCAGGCGGUGCACCCCCCCUGGGUGGACGCGCUUUUUCUGGUGCUGGACGGGUUCUCGACCAACAAGAUGCAGCUGGGGGAGGAGCUAGACGUGGGGUUGAAUGCAGUCCGAGGAGUUCCCCCAGCUCAGAACGCCAACCCAACCCAAGCCGCUAAUCAAACCCCGAACCCGGCCACGGGGGCAGCCGAAACGGCUCAGGAGAAGAAGGAAGAGAAGACGAAGGAGAGCACCAUGCUGAGCGCACUGUGCAAUGCGGGCGGGCUGCUCUCGGGCAAGCAGCAGGCGCAGGCGAUGACGAUCUGCUGCGCUCUGCUGCAGAAGCAGCUGCCGCUGGAUGCGGCGCAAGCGGUGCUCCAGCUGACGUCCCACCUGAGCAAGAGCCACAAGCUGGCGGUGCAGUUCCUCGACUCUGGCGCGCUCUCGGCCGUCCUCGCCCGCCCCGAGGUCUACAUGAACCCGCGCUUCGAGCCGCUGGUCGCGUCCAUCAUCCGGCACGUUCUCGAGGACCCGCACACGCUGCAGCAGGCGAUGGAAGCGGAGAUCAAGCAGGCGCUCGUGACGACGCUCGCGCGCCAGAUGGGAACGCUCAGCCCGCGCAUGUUCCUGACGACAAUGGCGCCCGUGAUCUGCCGCGAGCCCAGCGUGUUUAUGGUGGCGGCGGCCGCGGUGUGCCAGGUGGAGAAGGUGAAUGGGCGGCAGACGAUCGUGCUGAAGGAGACCAAGGAGAAGACGGACAAGGGUGAGCCCAAAGCGAAGGACGAGAAGAAGGACGCCUCCAGCACCAAGCCCGAGGAGCCCGGGGCUUCUGACGCCGCCCCCAAAGCCACUCCUUCAAAGGCCCCUCGGGGCUCCCACCCGGGCAAGAAAAUCUCCCACAGCUUCACCGCAGUCAUUAACCAGCUGCUGGAGGUCGUUCAGCGUUACAGCCCCCCUCAGAGCCUGGAGAAGAGCGCUCCUAAGAAGACCGCCGGGGCUGACGAGGCAAGCCCGAUGGACGUCGACGUCGACGACAAGGGCAAGGCGAAAGUCGAAGAAACUGCCGCGGGGAAAGAGAAGGACGAAGAGGUGGGCUUGAGCGCGGCACAGAGGGCGGAGGCGGCGCGGGUGCUUUUUGUGCUGCGCCUCCUGACCGAGUUCUGCCUGCUCUACUCGUCGUGCCUUUCGGUGGUGCUGCGCCGCGACUGGGAGAGCGCCCAGGGGAAGGGAACCGGGGGCCUGCUGCACCACAUCCUGCAUCAGCUCGUGACCUACCGUGCGCUUGGGGCGGAGGCCCGGGCAGCCCUCGACAGCUGGGACCUGCUGAAAGCCAUCCCGCCAACCGCGUCUAGUUUCCUGAACGCGAUCUGCCUGCGGUCCAGCGAGGGGCGGAAACGGCUGGUCACUGACAUGGCCAAGGCGCUCCUUUCUAUUCCCGACAGAGGGGCGGCGCCGGCAACCGGGGAAGCGGUUCCCGAGGAAGGGAAAGUGGACACCCUGAUCGGGUUAGCGCUUAACCUGCUGUCAGCAGGCCCAACCGCGAGCGCCGCUGGGCCGUCCUUCUCGGCGGAGACUCUGAAGACGACGGUUGAGGCCGGGAUGGUCCAGUCGCUAACCCAUGUGCUAACCAACGUGGAUCUGGACCACCCCCGCGCCCCAACGCUGGUGAGCAAGAUCCUGAAAGCCCUGGAGGCGCUGACACGUGUUAGUCCGAGCAUCGCUGCGCAUGCACCGGCUUCUCGCCUGGGGCACGUGCGCGGGGACACGAGCGCUCGGACGGAGGUCGUCGGAAGCCAAGGCGAGGCACCCCCAGCGACUGCGGGCGGUGAAACUGGGGCAGGUGAAGGGAGACCAGCCCAGGGGGCAGAGGUGGGAGGCGCUCCGACUGGGAGCCAGCCUGCGGCGGAGGAAGAGCGACCCCCCCACGACGAAGAACAGGACCGGAUGGACCAUGACCGGCUGAAUCGGCACCUGCAGCGCAUGGCUGUCAACCGCAUGGCAGAGCGCGACCGCUUCCGAGAGAUUACCGAGGACAUCAACCGCAUGGUCGAGGACAUUCGCGACGCCGAGGAAGACGAGGCCUCCGAUGACGACGAAGAACACCCGGGACCCAUGCGCAUGAUGGCCGGUUUCGGGGGCCCGGUGCCAUUCGGACACGAGGACGAGGGGCCGUCCGACGACGAGGAACCGUCCGAACCGGAUGAGGACGAUGAUGAUGAGGGGGAUGAUGACGACAAUGAUGACGACAAUGACGGGGAGCCGGAUGAUGGCGAGGAGGACGAUCAGGACGGGGACGAGCACUUGGAGGGGGAUCCUGGGCCGCUUACGGACGAAGAAGGGGACGAAGAGGAAGAAGAGGAAGAAGACGAGGACGAGGACGACGGCGUUCGCUACGCGCUCGCGCACCCGCCGCCCGCGGUGCACGACGCCGACGAGGACGAAGAAAUGGAUAUGAUGGACGAAGAUGAAGAAGAAGACGAAGAUCACGACGAGUGGCACGACGACCACAUCACGGAAGUGCACUGGGGAGGCGGCCCUCGCCACACGGGCGGGCAGCAAGUGGUCGCCCACGGCCACCAGAUGCAUCUGCUGGACAUGGCGCGGGGGGGCGGCGCGAUGGCGUCCGUUGGGAACCUGUUUGCGGGGCUGAGGCGGCAGGUGGAGGGACGGGGCAACCGGGCAAUCACUUACAGGCCUUAUCCCGAGCGCUCUGCCCGCGCUGAAGCCCGUAUCGGCCCGCAGCAGCACCCCCUCCUCUCCCGCGGCCCCACUGCCGCCAACCCCACGCCGCCCAUGGCCACGUCCACCUGGCGCAACGUGGCAAGCCACCACGUCAUCGUGGGACCGUCCGGCGCCGGAGACCCGGAGUAUGCGCGCCUCUUGGCCGUCGAUGCGGCUCUGAUGGCGAACUCGGGGGUCGACGGCUGGCCGGCCGGAGGUGGCGCGGGCGGCUUUGUGGACUUCGGAGAGGGUAUGGCGUCGGGAGGUGCGCGCCGAGGGGUGCGCACGGAUCGGAUGGCCAGCUGGGCGGAGGACAGCCAGAUGCAGGGUGGCGGCCUCAACGCCACCAUUGCUGAGCUGGUCGAAGGCGACUUCGUCAGCCAGCUGACCGUUCCCGAGCCUCCGCCACCGGAACCCGAGCGGCCCGCCCCGGCCGUGCCUACAUCCCAACCAGAAGAGCCCAAGCCCGACGAACCGCAGGCCAUGGAAGAGUCUGGACAAGAAGGCGCUCCUGCAGGGGGCUCCGCAGACAGGGCGAACGAACCCCCUGCGGCGGAGGCGACGUCGGAAAUGGCUGUGGAGCAGGAGCCGGCCGCUAGGGCAGCCCCCGUUGCGCCCCCCGAUGAGGGGAUGGGCGCCCUGGACGAUCAACCGGGCGCGUCGACGGGAGAACCGGCAGAGCAGGGGGAUCCCCCCGCUGAGGAGCACGGGGACGUCCAGAUGGGCGAAGGGGGACAGGGACGAGAUGCGCCGGACGCCAGCGAUGGGGGGAGUAACAUGGGCGAGAGCCUGAGGAGCUUGGACGUUGAGAUCGGGAGCCGAGAUGGUAACGAGGAUGUUCACGCAGGGGAAAGAGAGCACGGAGCACCAGCCGGCCACACCGAGCCUCCAGCCGAUCCUUCCCAGCAAGCGGAAGAGACCGCGCGUCCAGAAGGCGUCGGCCCCACAGUUGCGGCUCCCGUGGAGGCGGCCCCUGAGACCGCGACCGGCAUGAGCGGAAUCGACCCCACCUUCCUGGACGCCCUGCCUCCGGAGCUGAGGGCGGAGGUGCUCGAGAACGAGCAGGCUGCGGCGAGAAGGCAAGCCCGCCAGGCGACCCUCGCCGCGCUCGCCCAACCCCCGGCCGCGCCCGCGGCACCCGCAGACCCGACCAACCCACCAACAAACGAAGCCCAAAACCCGGACCCCGCCCCAUCGGCCGCUCAAGUACCCGAAGCCGCUCCCGGUCCGAGCAGCAACAACCCGAUCGAGGCGCUGCUGACGAAUGACGUGGACCCGGAGUUUCUGGCGGCGCUCCCGCCCGAUAUGCAAGCGGAGGUCCUUGCGCAGCAGCGGGUCGCACAGGCGGCGGCGCGGCAUGCGGCGAGCGCGACGAGCGCCGACAUGGACAGCGCGUCGAUCAUCGCGACGUUCCCGCCGGACCUGCGGGAGGAGGUCCUGCUGACAGCCUCCGAGCAAGUGUUGGCGGCCCUCCCGCCGGCCCUGCUCGCCGAAGCGCAGCUCCUGAGAGAGCGCCACCUGGCGCACUACCGUCACGCCGACCCCGGGCGGGCAGCCCAGCGAACGCGCCUCCACCAGAUCAACCACGCGCUCCAGGCGCGGGUGCGCGGAAACGGCCACGUCAGCACGCAUCCGCACCACGUGCCUGAGCCGCAUAGGAAGGAAGUGGAGGGUCGGCCGCUGCUCGAGACGAAGGAGUUGGGGUCAAUCUUGAGGCUCUUAUGGCUCGCCCAGCCAUUGGGCAAGGGCCUUCUCCCCCGUCUCCUCCUCAACCUGUCCCUUCACAGCAAGACGCGCACUGCCAUGCUGCGCCAGCUGCUGACCAUUAUGCGGCCCAAGGACGAGAAGGCGUCUGCAGACAUUGAGGCAAUGCCGGACCGGCUCUUUGGCGCGCAGUCCAACGUCGUCUAUGCGCGCUCUGAUGCCACCACAGACGGUUUCCCUCCGCUUCUCUCCCGCCGUGUCCUAGACACCCUGACCUACCUGGCUCGCCACAGCGGCACCAUCGCCCACCAGCUGUUGCAACUGGAGGUCGACGCUCCUGAGGCGCCCACCGACCGUAAGGGCAAGGCGAAAGUCGUGGAGUCGGAAGAGGUCGCAAAGACGGUGACGGAAAUUCCUCUCGUGCUGCUGCUGAGGCUGCUGAGCCAGCCGCUGUAUGUCCGGAGCAACUCGCACCUGGAGCAGCUGCUCGCGCUGACCGAGGUCGUCAUGCGCCACGCCGAGGCUGACAUGGCGGAGCACCGCGCGCGCGUGCGCGCCCACGAGAAAGAGCUCGAGCGCCAGAAAGCCAAGGCCGAAGCCGAGCAGAAAGAGAAGGAAAAGAAGGCAGCCGAGGAUGCGGCGGCCCGCGCCGCCGCACCAGCCCCAACGGAAGGUGACGUCAGCACCGAAGCGGCGCCCGCUGACGGGCCCCCGGCCGCUGCCCAGGAGACGUCAGCACAGCCGGAGAGGAUGGAUGGACUUCCGGAACUUUGGGACGUGGAUAGGCAGGAGAAGGACGAGGGGGAGAAACUAGAGGCAGCGCCGAUCGGGCCGUGCGAGGCAGAGACGGUGCUCAAGGAGCUGCCGGCCAAGGAGCUGAGCUAUCUGUGCCGACUGCUGGCGCACCAGGGCUUCCCGGAGGCUACGUAUCCGAAGGUGUCCACCAUCCUAAAACUCCUCGCCAACCCCGUUCCUGCGCACCGCACGCUCUUCCUGGGAGAGCUCAAGACCGAUGCGCACACUUUGGUGCGCCCCGCCGUCGCCGAACUCGAAACCCUCAGCCACUCGGCAGCGGUCUCGGCCGCAAUGGACGCUUCAGCGGGGGCGGCCCUCCUGCGCGUGCUCCUCAUGAUCGGCUAUCUCAUGGCGGGGAAGCGGGUUAAGGACGGGGUUACGAAAACCGAGUCCGCGGGCGCCGAGGGCGUCGCGGUGAUCGACGAACUAGCGCCGGCGCUCGAGCCCGUCUGGCAGGCGCUCAGCGGUUGUGUGUCGCAGCUCGAGACGCAGCUCGUGCAGACGACCGCGCUCGGGGGGCUGAACGUCGCCGCGGGGGGGGUGGCCGCGGCAGUGCAGAGCCUGCCCCCCUCCGUGGGGAAGGUCCUCCCGCACAUCGAGGCGUUCCUCAUGUGGUGCGAGAAGCUGCAGGAGGCCGGGGAGCUCAAGAAGGCGUCCGAAAAGGCGAAAAAGGCGUCCGAAGCGGCGGAGAAAGCGUCCGAAUCGUCCGAGAAGGCGUCCGAGAAGGCGUCCGGAAGCGGGGCGUCCGGUUCGCAGGACACGACAAUGCGGGAGGUGUCCGAGUCGCGUCCGAAUUCUCCCGGAAGCCGGCAAGAGGGGGGGGAGUCGCCGGCGCAUUCAACCGGGACGUCGACACCACGGCUGUGGUCGCAGCAGAGCACGCCCCGGGACGUGGCCCGCCCGUCGACGUUCCAGGCGUUUGCGGAGAAGCACCGGAAGCUGCUCAACGCCUUCAUUCGCCAGAACCCGAACCUGCUGGAGGGCACUUUCAACCUGAUCCUCAAGACGCCGCGCCUUAUCGACUUCGACAACAAGCGCAACUUCUUCCGGUCGAAGAUCCGGCAGCAGCACGAGCAAACGCACCACCACCACUCGCUGCGGGUCCCGGUUCGACGGGCGUACGUGCUGGAGGACUCGUACAAUCAGCUGCGCAUGCGGCGCCCCGAGGAGCUGCGCGGCCGGCUCGUGGUACAUUUCCAGGGCGAGGAGGGCAUCGACGCAGGCGGGCUGACGCGCGAGUGGUACCAGCUGCUGAGCCGCGUCAUCUUCGACAAGGGCACGCUGCUCUUCACCAGCGCCGCCGGCAACGAUUCCACGUACCAGCCGAACCCUAACUCCGGCUACCAGACGGAGCAUCUGUCCUACUUCAAGUUCGUCGGCCGUGUGGUAGGCAAGGCGCUGUAUGACGGGCAGCUGCUGGACGUGUACUUCACGCGCUCCUUCUACAAGCACAUCCUGGGCAACAAGAUCACGUACCACGACAUCGAGGCCAUCGACCCCGAGUACUACAAAAACCUAAAGUGGAUGCUCGACAACGACAUCACGGGCGUGCUGGACCUGACCUUCGCCGUCGAAGCCGACGAAGAGCAGCACAUAUUGUACGAGAAGCAGCAGCUCCACGACCACGAGCUCAAGCCGGGCGGCCGCGACAUUCCGGUGACCGAGGCCAACAAGCGCGAGUACGUCAACCUAGUUGCCGAGCACCGCAUGACGACCGCGAUCCGCCCGCAAAUUUCGGCGUUCCUGGAUGGUUUCCACGAGCUCAUUCCCAAGGACCUGAUCGCGGUGUUCAACGACAAGGAGCUGGAGCUGCUCAUCAGCGGCCUGCCCGAGAUCGACAUUGAGGACCUGAAGCAGAACACGGAGUACACGGGCUUCACGGGCGCAUCUCCCGUGGUGCAGUGGUUCUGGGACGUCGUCCGCAACUUCAGCAAGGAGGACCAGGCGCGCCUCCUGCAGUUCACCACCGGUACCUCCAAGGUGCCGCUGGAGGGCUUCAAGGCUCUGCAAGGCAUCUCCGGCCCGCAGCGCUUCCAGAUCCACAAGGCGUACGGCGCCCCGGACCGCCUGCCGUCGGCCCACACGUGCUUCAACCAGCUGGACCUGCCAGAAUACCAGAUGCGCGAGCAGCUGCAGGAACGACUCUUGCUGGCAAUCCACGAGGGAAGUGAGGGCUUCGGGUUUGGCUAGUCGAAAGUCGCAAUGCUUGGAACGUGUUAAGCUGUACAGUUUUGCAGCAAGUGUUAAGUCUGAUACUGUCGUCAUGUGCUACUGUCCUCCUUUAACAGUGGGACUGUGGGCAUCAACAAUUCAACAAUUUGUAGACCUUC